GCUCCGCAAUGCUGGAGAAUGGCUCUCUGAGGAACUGCAGCGGGCUGGCCGCCUUCGCCUUCCCUUUGCCCCAGCGCGGAGGGGAAGAAGAAGACGCCGCUGCAUUGUCAGCUGCGGCGGCGGCAGCGGACCCGAGACCGCGCUGGGUGGUGACGGUGCUGUCCAGCGUGCUGAUCUUCACCACCGUCGUCGACGUGGUGGGAAGCCUGCUGGUGGUCGUCUCGGUUUUCAAGAACCGCAAGCUCAGGAACGCAGGCAAUGUGUUUGUGGUUAGCUUGGCCUUGGCGGACCUAGUGGUGGCCUUGUACCCUUAUCCUUUAGUCCUCAUUGCCCUUUUUCACAAUGGCUGGUCAUUGGGAGAAACACACUGCAAAGUGAGCGGCUUUGUGAUGGGAUUGAGCGUGAUCGGUUCCAUCUUCAACAUCACCGCCAUCGCAAUCAACAGAUACUGCUACAUUUGUCACAGUUUUGUAUACGAUAAAGUGUACAGUUGGUGGAAUACGAUGUUCUAUGUCUGCCUGGUCUGGGUUCUCACCGUGGUUGCAACCGUGCCGAACUUUUUCGUUGGCUCCCUCAAGUACGAUCAAAGGAUCUAUUCGUGCACCUUCGCCCAAACAACCAGCUCCUGUUACACCAUUGCCGUCGUCGUCAUCCACUUCAUCCUUCCGAUCACCAUUGUGAGCUUCUGCUACUUGAGGAUCUGGAUUCUGGUGAUACAAGUCAGGAGGAAAGUCAAAUCAGAAUUGCAGCUGAAGAUAAAACCAAGCGACUUCCGAAACUUUCUCACCAUGUUUGUCGUCUUUGUGAUCUUUGCCUUUUGCUGGGCGCCGUUGAACUUAAUAGGUCUGGCUGUGGCCAUUAACCCUUCAGAAGUAGCGCCCAAAAUCCCCGAGUGGUUGUUUGUGGUGAGCUACUUCAUGGCCUACUUCAACAGUUGCCUUAACGCAAUAAUCUACGGGCUUCUAAACCAAAAUUUUCGGAAGGAAUAUAAACGCAUUCUAAUGUCCCUGUGGCUUCCCACGCUCUUUCAUCAGAACAAUACCAAAGGGGAGACAGAAAUUCAGAAGAGCAAACUUUCUCCUGCUUUAAAUAAUAAUGACCCAAUUCAUACUAGUACAUUGUAAAUAAGAUGAAUGUGAAUGAUAAACGUGUCCCAUUGCAUGGAAUCAAACUUGAGUUCUUUGUACGUUUGUAUGCCUAAAUCUGAUUCUGCCACUCCAUCGUGACCACAUGGGACUGAGCUCUCUCGACAAAGAAGGUUCUGUUUAUAUUUUUAUUCACUAAGAACCCUUUUUAAAUACAGCUUUGGAAUUUGGAAAGUAAACUCAACGUUUGUUUGCUUGCUUUAAGUUCAAAACCCUAUGUGGGACUUUGAGGUACGGACAGCAACCAAUCGUGAUCUUUGUGGAGUUUGUCCAAA
Messenger RNA from Ahaetulla prasina, 1420 nucleotides. RefSeq names its product melatonin receptor 1B (gene MTNR1B). Gene Ontology annotation, cellular component: membrane. The record is from RefSeq and is a predicted model, not a curated record. Gene Ontology annotation, molecular function: melatonin receptor activity. Lineage: Eukaryota; Metazoa; Chordata; Lepidosauria; Squamata; Colubridae. Gene Ontology annotation, biological process: G protein-coupled receptor signaling pathway.